Messenger RNA from Rhinichthys klamathensis goyatoka, 904 nucleotides. RefSeq names its product matrix-remodeling-associated protein 7-like. NCBI's taxonomy places the organism in Eukaryota, Metazoa, Chordata, Actinopteri, Cypriniformes, Leuciscidae. The transcript is spliced from 4 exons. Bases 186 to 794 code for a protein of 202 amino acids. The record is from RefSeq and is a predicted model, not a curated record.
UAUAGGGACUGAUCUAUAGAGUCAAGUGUAGUGAUUUUAAAAAACAGAUAAAUUCAUCGCAGUUGCACGUGGUCAAAGUAUGCAUUUAUUAAAAUUCGCGUGUCAGCAAACAAGAAAACGCCUACGUCAGCGUUAGUUAAUAGUUAAUCGGAUAUACCAACUAAGAAAGUUAUUCCAUAGUCGUCAUGAUGGAUGCAACCUCAGAUCUAUUUUGGCCGGCGAUGCUAUUUACGGUGCUUGCAGUUAUAGUAGCAGUUGUUUUGGGCAGAAAUAAAGGCCCCGUGCCGUCAAAGUGCACCCAUCAAACUGUUUUUGUGGAGGAGAGAGCUCGUCCAGAUCCUGGAGCUUCCUCACAGUAUCAUCCUGAGAAACACUGUAAUGAAACCAGACAACAGCUGCAAUCUAGUGGAAAGAGCCUCAAAGCCAAAGAUGAAACUCUGAACCAUGUAAAGGAUUCAAACUCUGAUAAUGAGGAAGAAGUGUGUAAGUCUGAUUCUCCAGUUCACUCCACCAUUGGAUGGGGGGAGGAUUCCUCUGAGUCAGGGAUAAGGAAUGCUCUGAAGGAUUAUGCUCAAUCGCCUGACGCUGAGAAUAAACCCUUAAAGUACAUGGCUGGCAUGCUGAGGACCUGCCAGCUUGAAAAGAUGAUGACCAAAGAAGAACUGGAGGAGGAGCAGAGGGUUCAGCAGGAGCAGUUGGCUGCCAUCUUCCAGCUACUCAGAGACAAACAAGACACGUUCGGUGACGUGACCGAGGGCGAUUUACAGGAACAGCUUAAACUCUACUCUGUUUGACAGAUCAACUCAAAAGACUGUACUGAGUGAUGCACCGGGAUGUCUGUAUAUGUGGAUUUGGUUAAGCUCCUCGUCAUCUUCAUAGAUUCAAAUACUUUUUAUGCAAGUGU